Molecule: messenger RNA, 1431 nt
Organism: Drosophila subobscura
Lineage: Eukaryota; Metazoa; Arthropoda; Insecta; Diptera; Drosophilidae
Exons: 1
Coding region: 101-1270 (389 amino acids)
Source: RefSeq, a predicted model, not a curated record
CUGCCCAACGAUCGUAGAAUCAGUUGCGAGGCAGAAGCGCGAGAGUUAAGAACGUGAGACGGAACCUGGCACAGAAUCGUAUCAAUCGAAUCAUCCCAAUAUGACCUGGAAGACUUUCACGCUGCUGCCGCUAAUGCUGCUGCUGGCAGCGACAACAGCUGCGUCCUACUUAGCCUCGAGCACCACAACAGAGAAGCUCGACCCCACCACCGUGGGUGCGGUGGAGCAAAGCACUUUGUUCAAGGAGGAAGAUUUUCCAGCCAUGGCGCCAGCACAGGCAGCGGAAUCAUCCCAACCGAUUCUGCUGCAGCCACCACCGAUUGCCGGGGGCAGUGGGGAAGACGAUGCACUGCGUCGUCGCACCGUCACCUAUGACCAGCGACAGGAGGGGCAGUACAACAUCCGCGCCGAUCUGGAGAACUUUAUGAUCCUGCUGAUACCACCCGGACCGCAGGACGGACUCAGUCUGCUGGACAUCCUAAGCCGUGGCGCAUCGACCAAGAGCGGCAAACGCAAGAGCCCACAACGCAGUCCCUCGCUGAAGUCCUUCUACCAAAGAAACCAACUCCAGAGGCUGCAGCAUCAACAGCAGCAGCAGCUACAGCUUCAGCAGCCCGCACAGCCUGUGGUGGGUCUGCCCGAAUUCAUUGAGGGACGCACGCCCUACCAUGUGGACAUCUCGGCCAGUGACACGGAGCAGGCACAGCGACUGCAGCGCCAGCAGGUGGAUGUGCUGCCCCCACAGCUGAUACAAUUGCCGCAGCUAAUCAAACCCUUCCACCUGGAGGCAGAGCCAGAGCUCAUCCAGGCCCUUCCGCCGGUGCCGGCCACGAGCAGUGCUGCAGGAUCGAACCUGCUAGAGAGCUACAAUCAGCCCGGAUCCCAUUACUUUCGCAAUUCGCGCGCCCUAAGGGGCGACAGCUACUUGGAGACCAACCGCCUGGCUGGCGGCGAGUACGCCCCGGCACCGCAUCCACGCUCCAUCAGCGUGCCCAUCUACCGCAGCGAGCUCAGUGGCCAGGCCAAUGCCUUGUAUCCGCCCAUCGAUGCCCCAGCCUAUGUCCUGAACGAAGCCCGAGGCUGGCAGCUGGAUGAAGAGCCCACCCAGGUGGAGCCCAAGCAUCUGCUGGAAACGGAUAUCAUUAGCUUCGAUCUGCUGUCCGACGAUCUGGGCGAUUCCAAGACCCUGCUCCGGGACGGACUGGCUCGCUGUGCUCGCGGCGAAAGGCGCGACAGCUACGGCGCGUGUCGCCAGAUCGAGGGCUACUGACGCGGACGAGAGCAACCAGACUGCUGCUAAAUGAAAGCCUAAACAUUAGUUAUAGAUUAAAUACAAAUACACUUUUGCACAACCUAGAAUUAAGCUGAGCCUGAGCCUACUAUUAUUAUAUAACAAAUAAAUACAAACACACGUAAUGCCCGAGCUGUUAA